CAAAUAUGGCGGGCGCGAAGUUAUUAUGUUUUCUGACAUUUCGAAGCAAUGCCUGAAUUAUAAUCGUGUUUCAGACAUAAAGCCUAUGAAAUUCCGAAUCUCUCCGCAAUGUUAAAAGUCUCUUUAAUUAAAAAAACUAAAAACUAUUUAGUUCUACCAGUUAGUACCUCAAAAAAGUGAUCGCGAGUUGUAUUGUAAAAAGUGUGGUUAGCCGGUUAACAGCGCGAAAAUGGAAAAAGUGUCUGAAAUAAAUAAAUCAGGAUGCAAGGAACUUUUGGUGUGGCGAAUGUUUAUCGCUAUCGCGUUAAGCAUAUUCUUUCAAUUUUUCCUCAUGAGUGUUGUUAUUCUCAUGUCAAAUUUGAAUCCCAUUAGUCCGUUUUUAUGGGUUCAAAACACGUGGAAUGUCGUCUUCAGCUUCCGAAUGUGGUGUUAUUUUCUGCUCCUGGCGACUGUGACUUUUCUUCAGGGAUUUAUGUGCAGCAAAGAUUAUCUCAAUCCUCCACGAUACUUGUCGAAUAGAUUUUUUAUAUUCUGCAGUAUGCUGGGACCAAGAAAUGUUUUACUUUGCUGUGUCUACGUUGCUGUUGGUGGAAUUUUGACUUGGCUGCAUUUAUCUUUGAAGGGAGGAUCUUACAGCUCACUCACAAAAGUUUGCACAACGGCAAAAGGCUCCUGUCUUGUGGAAGAAUACUACUUUCUACUCCUAGGCGGAUUUUGGACCGGGUUUUACUUCUUCACGAAAUCCAACUUAACUGCCGUGAGGUUUUUACAGUUUCCGACAAUUCCCCAAACGAAAUUCUCACAAGUCAAGAGAGCCAUUCACGAGCUGUUGCCCCAAGCGAUGACGAAUGCCCUCUGGCCAGUUCUCUAUUUCACAAACUUCUACUGGCUUCUCGGAGCAUACAGUAGAACAGCUUUAACAUCCCUCAUACCUUUGUCACUUGAGGAUCAGCCACUCGAUAAAAUUUCAAGACUCCUAAAUCCCACUCUGCUGUUCGACUUGUGGCUCUAUAGUUCGCUCUUCGUUGUAAUGGCGAACACCAUGCACUUGAUGUUCCAAGCCUGUUUAACCGAGUGGAUCCCCUUCGAAGUUGAGCGCACCUCUCUCUUCAACAAUGAUAAACUCAGCGUCACCCUUGCCGAAGUUUUAACCAUGGACGAAAUACCGAUCAUUCGACAACUGGGAUAUCUGGACCUCGUGACUUUGGCACAAAAGGACAAAUCGAGAAGAUCUGCUCUCUUCACUCUGAGUCAGCCAGGUGGUCAUCCUUACAACUGGAAUCGUAUAAUGGAGAAUUGCUUAUCAGCCAUCAAGGAAUUCACCUCAGAGUUGAACUCUGUUUGCUCAACAAAGGACGAAAUAAAAUCGGAAAUUGAAACCACAGCUUUGAAUCCAAGCGCUCAUCUCUUCCAAAAACCGUAUCAGUAUCACAUGCGGAAUUUGGUGUCGCCGAAAUCGUUAGCACCAGCCGAGGUCUUAUAUCCGACCGAAUCCAUUCCCAGUGAGCAAUUCCUAAUUCGUUACUUGAAAAAUCUCAAGCAAACCGUCAUCUCCUAUCUCUUCUCCAAGCCGUUGAUUUGCUUUAUUUUUGGCGAGCAAUUGGACAGUAAAGCUCGACACGUUUUGUUCAAAGGACAGCCGAUUGUUUGGGCUGCUGAUGCAAUCUCGUCCUUGGCUGUUGCUUCGCUGACCGAGGAUGCCUAUGGAAUUGCGCAAAAAGAUUUGCCGGCGAUUAUUGAAGCACUUUUGAGCGUAAAACAGGCUCUUGAUAAACUGCAAAAAAUGAAUAUCCUGAUGAGGAAGCCUCUGAGCAAUGACAAAGUACUUAGACAGUGUUUAACAUCUUUGCGAAGUGCUACCAGACGUAGCCUUUAUAGGAUCGUUACGACGUUUAAGGAUUUCAUCGAUGAUUUGGGACUCGCGGCAGGAACUGUCGAUCAGUUGCAACCCUUUUUUGUGUAUCGAGAAUAGAGGCUGGAGAUGAAUUUUUAAAGGUGUGUCGUUCUAAAGAAUUUUUUCUAAAACUCAGUGUGCAGUACAAUCUAUUGCAGAAAAGGAUAAUAUUUUUCUACGAGUAAUUUGGUAUGUUUUUUUCGAACACUGGGAUUUGAGCAAAGUGUUUUUAUUGAAUAGAAUUAAUUAAAGGAAGAGGAGCAUUAAAGGCCAUUUUUGUGUUAAUUAUUUAUCAUACUGUAUUCAGUUCGAAGAAUUUGAAUGGAUAAUUUAAAGAGCUGCGAAUUCACUGUUUUUUUUUUUGUUUUUUUCUUGUCUAUUUAUGAGUGUUUUUAGUUUCCUAUUGUCAAGGAGUUAAACGAAAUGACUGCAUCAUUUGUAAGAAAAUGUGAUUGAUUGACUUUUCAAUAAAAUACUGUGAUCAGUGCUUCUUGUAAUACAUCA
This is a messenger RNA of Belonocnema kinseyi, 2398 nucleotides long. RefSeq names its product nucleoporin NDC1 (gene Ndc1). The record is from RefSeq and is a predicted model, not a curated record. Gene Ontology annotation, biological process: nuclear pore organization. The coding region runs from base 230 to 1972 and encodes 580 amino acids. Gene Ontology annotation, molecular function: protein-macromolecule adaptor activity. NCBI's taxonomy places the organism in Eukaryota, Metazoa, Arthropoda, Insecta, Hymenoptera, Cynipidae. The transcript has 2 exons. Gene Ontology annotation, cellular component: nuclear pore transmembrane ring.